UUUGGGAAUAUCCGCGUGCAAAACAAAAGGUACAGAACAUGAGAGAAUCCUUUAUGCACACAACAAAACUUCUCCCAAAUUGGUCUUUCCACAAAUUUUUAUUUUUAACGGCAAAAAAUUCCCAAACAUUUGGCACUAAAUUAUUACUUUCUCUCCUUUACCUAGUUCCACACAAACCCAUAUUUCCAUAUUUUCUCUCAAAAAGUAAAAACUGGCGAGGCGCCUUGAUUUUCUCACUCGGCGGUUAUCCACUCAUUGCGACAUCAGUCGAAUAUAAUCACGUUCAUACAAGAGAUCCAUUAUGCUUCUUCUGCCUACAUCAUCCUCAACAAAUUAAUACGUUAGUCAACCAACAUGCACAUCAACCACAAGAGCUUCUGAGUAAUGAUGGAAUUACAACAGUCAAUGAUGUUGUUAAUUCACAUAUUUCCGCAUUAACUCAAAAUGAUCCCUUCAAUAAUACCUUGGAGUUGCCACUUAAUUCGACAUCAAUCUUGGCAUCAGCAACAGCAUCAUUGACAGCGAAACCAUCAACUACGACGAUGAGAACUCAGGAAACACUGAGGAGUUUGAAAUUGGAAGAUUAUGACGUGAUCACAUUUGAUCCGAAUAGCAAAGACGAUGAUGACGAUGCUGAAGAUGUUGAUGAGAGAGAUGAAGAUGCAUUGAAUCGAGUAAGACGUGAAAUUCAAGAUUUAAGACAGGAAUCAAAUGAUGAAAUGGAAUCAACAACUAUUGAGUCGAGUACGCAACAAACAACGAUGAUAGCGUCGUUACCGAUGACGACAAUGAGACAAGAGGAUGUUGAUGUUAAUACAUUCACACCAAUGCUAGAAUUACCACAAAAGCCAUCACAAGAUUUUCAUUCAACCACAGUUGGUACUGUCAUAAAUACUGGAUUUAAUAAAUAUCCUUAUUCAUCCUCAAAAUAUCCAAAUGCUCAAUACAUUUCCAUAACACAGGAACCGCACAGUUCAUAUGAAUUCUCACCACAAAUUCAACCGCCAGUCAAAAAUUAUUAUAACUUUUAUCCGAGUCAGCCAGACUACAGUCAUUAUCAAAAAUACAAUAAUUAUGUCAAUUAUGUUCCGUACUGCUAUUCAAACCUCGUUCAGAGCAAGUUUACGCCCUCCAGUUAUUAUAAUGGAUGGACGAAGCAGCCAAUGAAAGUGCAACAGAGCUAUUAUUAUACAAAAUGAUGACUUUUAUCGCCUGUUGAGAGCUACUUUAAGGUAGAAUUUAAGGAUUUUGAAACUAGCUUUAAAAUAUUGGAUAAUUUUAAUGAUUGAGUAUUUUUUU
Molecule: messenger RNA, 1299 nt
Organism: Chironomus riparius
Lineage: Eukaryota; Metazoa; Arthropoda; Insecta; Diptera; Chironomidae
Source: the annotation of a GenBank genome assembly